AAAAUACAAGUUGAAAAGUAAAGAAAAUGGCAUAAAGCAGAAGCACAAUGGAGGCUUAAACCCUAGGCAGGUUGUGAAUGGAUUGUAAUUCAAAGAGAGAAACAGACGAUCCAUUCUCGCAUCUUGAUUUUGAAAUUUGAGGAUGCUCAAUCCAAUAAGGUAUGCCAUUCCCAAAUUCUCUAUUUCUUCUCGUUUCUUUGGUCAUUUCCAACCCCAAAAUCCCCACAAAAAUUGUAGAUUUCGUAAUGUAGAUGAUGCUGUUACUUGUUUCAAUCGCAUGGUUCGUGUUUUUCCUCCUCCGCCCACUUCUGUAUUUGACAAGCUUUUGGGUGCUAUUGUCAGAAUGGGUCAUUAUCCCACUGCCAUUUCACUCUUUACGCAACUUCAAUCAAAGGGAAUUUCCCCUUCCAUUGCUACUUUCACCAUCUUGAUUAAUUGUUACUUUCAUCAAUCUCACACGGCUUUUGCUUUUUCAUUAUUGGCUACCAUUCUUAAGAGUGGUUAUCAACCCAAUUUGGUCACUUUUAAUACAAUUAUCAAUGGUUUUUGUAUCAAUGGUAUGAUCUUCAAAGCUUUAGACUUUUGCCAAAACCUACUAGCCCAAGGGUAUCUUUUUGAUCAAUUUACUUAUGGGACUUUGAUUAAUGGGUUAUCCAAAAAUGGGCAAAUAAAAGCUGCCCUUCAUUUGCUACAGGAGAUGGAGAAAAGCUCCGUUCAACCCAAUCUAGUAAUGUAUAGUGCACUCAUUGAUGGACUCUGCAAAGAUGGAUUUGUUUCGGAUGCCCUUGGGUUGUGUUCUCAAAUUGGUGAGAGGGGGAUUUUACUUGAUGCUGUUACCUACAACUCUCUAAUCGAUGGUUGUUGUAGUGUGGGUCGAUGGCAAGAGGUUACUCAAUUACUAACAAAAAUGGUGCGGGAGAAUGUUGACCCAGAUGACUAUACCUUUAACAUAUUGAUUGAUGCAUUAUGUAAAGAAGGGAGGAUCUUAGAAGCACAAGGUGUGCUUGCGAUGAUGUCGAAAAGAGGCGAGAAACCGGACAUUGUUACUUACAAUGCUCUGAUGGAGGGGUAUUGUUCAAGAGAAAAUGUCCACGAGGCAAGAGAACUAUUCAAUAGAAUGGUCAAAAGAGGCUUGGAACCUGAUGUCUUGAAUUAUAAUGUCUUGAUUGAUGGUUAUUGCAAGACUAAAAUGGUGGAUGAAGCCAUGGUUCUCUUUAAAGAGCUAUGUAAUAAAAAUUUAGUCCCUACUAUUGCUUCUUACAAUUCUCUUAUCGAUGGCUUAUGCAAUUCGGGAAGAAUAUCACAUGUGAAGAAGCUUCUUGAUGAAAUGCAUGGUAGUGCUCAACCCCCUGAUGUAGUCACGUAUAAUAUAUUGAUUGAUGCAUUAUGUAAAGAAGGAAGGAUCUUAGAAGCCCUAGGUGUGCUUGUUAUGAUGAUGAAAAAAGGCGUGAAACCUAACAUUGUUACCUACAAUGCUAUGAUGGAUGGGUAUUGUUUAAGAAAUAAUGUUAACGUGGCAAAAGACAUAUUCAAUAGAAUGGUCAAAAGUGGCUUGGAACCUGAUAUCUUGAAUUAUAAUGUCUUGAUUAAUGGUUAUUGCAAGACUGAAAUGGUUGAUGAAGCCAUUGUUCUCUUUAAAGAGAUGCGUCAUAAAAAUUUAAUACCUGAUAUUGCUUCUUACAAUUCUCUUAUUGAUGGCUUAUGCAAUUUGGGAAGAAUACCACAUGUGCAAGAGCUUCUUGAUGAAAUGUGUGAUAGUGGUCAAUCACCAGAUGUAAUCACUUACAAUAUAUUGUUAGAUGCGUUUUGUAAAACCCAACCUUUUGACAAGGCAAUUUCAUUAUUCCGACAGAUUGUUGAAGGGAUUUGGCCUGAUUUUUACACAAACCAUGCAAUUGUUGACAAUUUGUGCAAAGGUGAAAAAUUGAAGAUGGCAGAAGAUGCUCUUAAACAUCUUUUGAUGCAUGGCUGUUCUCCCAAUGUACAAACAUAUACUAUUCUUAUCAAUGCACUUUGUAAAGAUGGCUCUUUUGGUGAAGCUAUGCUCUUACUUUCAAAAAUGGAGGACAAUGAUCGCCCCCCUGAUGCUAUAACUUUUGAAAUAAUUAUUGGUGUACUGCUACAGAGAAAUGAGACUGAUAAGGCAGAGAAACUUCGUGAAGAAAUGAUCGCCAGAGGUCUAGUAAAUAUUGAAAAAAGGUUGAUGUAUGAAGAGGGAGGGAAUCUGUGAUGGCUGAACUUAUCAUUCAUGUUCUAUUUUCAUAUGACAACCAGUGCAAGUCAAGAUUUACAUGUGUGGGCAAUACCGACUGUGAAGGCCAAAAUAGUUUUGUAAGCUGAAUAUAGACUUUUCAAUGCCAAAUAUCAGAUUUCUAUGGUCAAUGGUUUAUUGGAGUCAACAGCCUCAACCAGAGUCACAAUGUAUUCUUCCCUGCCAGUUCUGGCUUUCAAUCUGGCUCACUUCAAUCUGAGCAAGUUUCAUGCUUGUGAGCUAAAUCAGUGUGAUCAUGUAUUCUUUGGAGAAAUUCACUUCCAUCGUCAAGGAAAGCGCAGGUAGAAGCAGAACUGUCAUAAGGGAACAGUGACUGCUUUGUUCUUGGGAUUCUCAAUUUCUUUUUACCAGUAAUAUUUACAGUCUUCAUUCUAUCAUAUUACUUGAUUUAUCAUUCCUGGAGAUUGUGAAGAUUCAGCGCAUUGCCUUGUGGACUUUGCCAGAGAUAUGUGAGUAUUGAGCGGAAGAUUCGCAGUUCGACUAACUAGAAAGGCCCACCAUUAUCUUUGUUCAAUAUUUUUAACAAGUAGCAGGUUGGAAUUCCAGCAUCAAAACAAUUCUUAAAAUGUAAAAACAACCCAAAUAAAUCACACAAUGGAAAGUUGAGAAGCAGGUUUGAUUCAUUUUCAAUGCUUUUCUACUAAAUAAAACAGCAAUAUACUCUGUAAGAAGAAUAGCAUUGAGGUUCUGUGAACUGGUGAGCACCCAGGAGUUAACGUAGAAUGUACAGCUUGCUCAGGACAGUUGUGCAUACUGCCAAAGAUAAUAAAUAGAUCUGUUGUGACUUGUGAAAGUAAACUUUAGUUCCAUCCAUAAUUUUAGUUCUUCACAUUUACACUUUUGAUAGACAUAUGAUGAUUUAAAGCUACAUCUAAUUCUCACUCAAUCGAA
Messenger RNA from Medicago truncatula (barrel medic), 3163 nucleotides. Its product is annotated as pentatricopeptide repeat-containing protein At1g62930, chloroplastic. The transcript is spliced from 3 exons. Lineage: Eukaryota; Viridiplantae; Streptophyta; Magnoliopsida; Fabales; Fabaceae. The record is from RefSeq and is a predicted model, not a curated record. Gene Ontology annotation, molecular function: protein binding. Bases 143 to 2230 code for a protein of 695 amino acids.